GUGUUCAUUAAUAAUUUGACUUAAGUCUUAAGUCAUAUCUUGCUUUCCGGAAAAUAUGGUUUUUUUGUCCAUAAUUGUUUUGAUUAUAAUAUAAUUGUGAUGUGUUUAGUUUCGCUGCGCGAAAAACAAUCGAAAUCAUGUGCGCGACAUUUUUUACUCAAAAACAUGAGAACAAAGCUAGAGCGGAUAUGAUGACCCUACAGGAUUGUAUAAAUGAAGAUCUAGAAUUUCUGUUUCCUGAUGAUCCUCCAACAAAUACUGUUACCGACAAAUAUCUCAUCCAGAACGUAACAUCACAAGAUCACACCGAUUCCGAUGAGGGAUGCGAAGAAACUGGUUGUGGCAAAUCCUUUUCAGCUUCCCAUCACUUGAAAACGCAUCACAGAAUUCACAGUGGGGAAAAGCCAUAUGCUUGCAAGGAAACUCCGGAUUGCAGUCGGGCUUUUGCCACGUCACAUAGUCUCAAGUCGCACAUCAAAACCCACCUGAGACAACCAUCUAACCAGAGCAUAAAUACAGUACAACAAAUCAGCAUUAAACCUUCGAAUACCGAUGAAUCGGAACCGAUAAAAAGCGAUUUUGAUAUGGUUAAAUACGAGGCGCUCAAACAUCCUGAAUUGACGAUAAAACAUGAGGCUUCCACGACGUUUGAUUUCGAAGGAAAUAUCAAUUUUGAUAGCAUCCAGAGGGAUUUGGAUUGGGGCAGUAUUGAGGGAAAUGAUGGAAACAUAGAUACAAGUUCCAAUAAUAUCAUUCCAAUCAACCAGUCCCCAACAUUCUCCGACCAGAACGUCGAUUCCCUCGGUUUCAACAACUUCUACAACUCGUUCAACUUCAGUUCGGACAACUCAUCAAUGGACACCGGUUUCCAGCAGCCCGUCGAACCCAUCACCGACCGAGUGAACCAGCUGCACAUCGAAAACAAGGCCAAAUACGCCAACGUCAUCGAAAACGACAUGAGUUCCCAAUUCGAAAUGGCCAACGGCUUGAAGAACUACGCUACCGUUAAUACAGCCGAACCGCUGGAUAUUCAGCUACCGUUCAACAUCGGAACUGAGAACGUUGAAAGCGUGGUGAAAGACGAAGGCACGUUGAUCAACGAACCUCAGCCAGAAUUGGAGGAAAACUCUUUGAUUACUGAAUUUGAGAACGCCGGUAUUAACUUGUUAGAUUUCGCCGAUACUUUUAACGAGAAUAUGUUUGAAAUUAAUAAUUCAGGCGUGAAUAACAAUAACACGAACGUACGAAUUUUAAGCGUGAAGACUAUAGUGGCUCCCAACGACGUCACACCUCAAUUUGUGACUAAGCAGAAGCCUGUGGUGAGUUCUCCGUCGUCUGAAGUUUUACAGAUGUCCAUGCCUAGCCACGAGGAGAUUUCGAAUUCUUGGGAUGUCGGUAAUUUCUCUAACAUGGGUCAAUUGAACAUAUUUCAAGAAAAUCUAAACGAAAACCCUCUUACGGCUAUAUCAACCGCCGUGCAAUCGUACUUAAACUUACCUCCAGUCCAAACUAACGCGUCCAGCGAUUACAGCAGGGUUUCUGUGGUAGAAGACAUCGAAAACGUCGAUCGUUUUCUAUCGUCCUUGAACCAGCAUCACCAGAACAAAAAUUCCGACGCUUUGAGGAACUUGGCCACCGAAGCAGAAAUCUGCAAAUGCGAAAAUUGUAAGUGCGAUUCUUAUGCUAGCUGCGAGACUUGUAAUGCCGCUUCCAACGAAGACGCUGCAGCCGCUCCUACCGCUUCCGCAUUAACAAUCAAUGAGUCAAGCCCGGCUCCGGUACCAUCCUCUUUGGAACCAAGCACUAACUGCCAAACUAAUACUCCGGUAGCUUCAAAUAAUCAACAGUGUUGCGACGCUUCUAAAAUUAAGUGUGAGCCAGUCCAGGCGGACCGAUCUUCUUCUUGUGCGAAAAUCGCUCAGAAUUCGUGCAACGAGAACUAUUUCAAGCAGGCUUUGUUGGGUAUCGUUCAGAAAACCGACGGAUGUAAGGAGAAAGGUGAAGAUUGCUGCGUGGUGCUGUGCCUCAAAACUAUGGAGCAGUUGAGGCAGAUGUUGAGGUUCGCUACCGGUUGCAAGGGAUUUAAGGAGUUUACUUUAGGCUGUAUUAAGAAAUCGCAGUUUGAUUCUUGUAACUAGGUUUGUGGGUCAACUAAAUGCAACGAUACAAAUACAUUUUUAAGUUGAUCAAAAGUACAAUUAUUAUUCUUUUGGCAAAAGUCUGCAUUGUUAUUGUAGGAUCUGAUCCCGAAUUCUAAAUUAUUUCGAAAAUUUGAAAUUGAUUCCUUUUUGCGGAUUUUUACAAAAUGUGGGAUUGCUUUAUCAUUACUUUGCUACUAUGGAAAUGUAUUUCCUCUGCUUGAAAGACAUCAAAGUUCUAUUUUGAUAUUGAAUCCUUAUUUUUAGGUUAAAAGUUCUUUUUGUUUUUCAGUUUUCCUUGUGUCUAAAACUACCCUCUCUUUAGUUAGUGGAGAAUCUUGGAUGAAGAUUUUAGUGGAUUUUUUUUAUUAUCGAGUUAAUAAUCUAUACAGGGUGUCUCAUUUUCGAGUGUUUUAUAAGAUUUUUCGUUUAUCAGGAAAGAUACAAAGAUGCGUUUUUCAAAUCACUGUGCUAUUUUUUUAUGAAACUAAAGAUGCUACACACAGAUUUGUUCUAGCCCUCAUAGUUCCUGAAAUACAAGGCGAAUUUCAAAAUGUUGCAUUUUUAGGCUAGACAGGAAAUUUCUUGCUACGGACCUUACAGAAUCCCACUACUGAUGUUUCGACAUCUGUAAUGUAACUUUACUUUUUCUUGACAAAUUUGAAGUGCCGAUCGCUAUCAGGAAAUGAUAAUUCUCUUUCCAGUAAUUUUACAUUUUACAAAGAGUGGUAAGAAAUUAACAAUGACUGAUAAGUAAAAGACAUGGAAAUGAAAACAAGAAAUGACUAUUGGAAUUAUAUGCAAUAAAUUUAAAAACGAUGGAAUUUUCUAACCAAUCAAAGUAACCUUUAAAUUCAACCACCUUUAGUAGGUAUAAAUUCAAACCUUUAAAUUCAACCACAAUAAAAUUAAUAUCAUAUCGUCUUAUAUCGGACGCCAUGAAAAUCCGUCAUAAGGCCUCUGAAGUUUAUCAGUACUGCAUACAUUUACUAUUUUGCUAAAUUUUAUCUUUUGCGCUCUUGUAGAAGAAUAUUUCUUACUAUCUGCUCAGAAUAAAUUAAAUACAGUCGAAUAUAAAACAUAUUUACAUUAAAAAAAUCAAAAAAAUAUUACCUAAUUUGAGCAGUAUUGAUGACCCUAACUAAGGAAGAUUUAUUUUAUUUUUUGAAGGUUUAUUUUCUCAUAUUCACUCUAUUGUGCGUUUCACUAUUGAUUUUAAAAUAUUAAAAUUUUUAAAAAUUGUUCCUAUAUUAAUACCUAAUUUAAAAAUUUUAAAAUCUAGUAAAUUUGAAAAAUUAUAGGAUUCGAUUAUUUAGUUUCGUUAACAUAAUUUUUAACAAAAUGUUAAUUUAAAAAAUAUUUAAAUCUAGAUUUAGUUUGUUCAUUCAUGUUCAUUUAGUUGAAUAAUCCGUCAAAAUAUUAUAUAUCUCAUACUGAUCAAGGUACCGUAUGACUGAAAAAAAACUGCGUUCAGUUGGCUUGGAAAUGAUCGAUGACAUUCCUCAUAAUUUUACAUAUAAAAUGUCAGCGAUCUUUAAUUCAUAGCCAUCGCUGAUGCCGUUUUUUUUUCGAUCGUAUUGUAUUUGACAUAUGCAUAUCAUUUUUCUUUUAAAAGUUAUAAAAAAGGAUAUAUAAAAGGAUGAAAGGUUACAUAUUAUAUAUUGACCACUACUUUGGAAGUACAUAAUUUUAUAUUGGCUGAUAUUAGUAUGUGUUCAAUUGCUAUACAUAUCUACAAUAUUACCUGGAUAUUUAGAUAGUGAUAAUAAUAUUAUGUACUUAUAAAUAUAUCAGACAGAAGGAACGUUAAAUUAACAAGUUUGACUGUAUAACACGAUUGAUGUGCAAUUAACCGUUAAAUGACUUUUAAUAGAUGUCAAUAUGAAAUCCGUCUUAAAUAGAUCUCGUCAAAUUUAGGAUGAUAUAAGAGCACAUUGUAGAUAAAAUCGCAUAAACACAUGGCCUAGUAGUGUAUAUUGCACUAGCUAGGCCCAGUAACAAGUACAAUACGAUCGAAAAAACGGGGUCAGCGAUGGCUAUGAAAUGAAGAUCGCUGUUAUCUUAUAUGUAAAAUUAUAUAGGGAAUGUCAUCGAUCGUUGUUUCCAAGCCAACUGGACGCCGUUUUUUUCGAUCACACGGUAGAACACGGCGUUUAUAUUUCUAAAACUGCAAUGAAACACGUAUAACUCAAAAAUACAAGUAUUUUAUAUUAAGUAAGUCAUUCUAAAUAAUUAAAGUGUCAGAAAUGGCUGGCAUUAAAAAAUAAUGCUCAUUUUUGUUGUAAUUUCAAGAUGGUAUUGUCUCGAAAAACUCUUAAAUUGGGUAUUUUUAGGUUCUGAAAAAAAUAUUUUUGCAAAAUAAUCUUUAAAAUAAAGUAAAGAAAUAUAUUAUCUGAACACAUUUAAAACGAAAAAUUUUCUAAUUAGCUAAGUAUAUCAUCCUAUAUUUGCCGAGUUGUAUGUUAUCUUUUUUAUAUGAAAUAAUUUGACUUUUUUAUUUUCCUAAUAAUUUGCUUAAUGUCAGAGUUACUAUGUUAUAUACAGGGUGGUCCGAAUUGUAACUGGGAAACUUUGGUAACAUAUUCUGCAGAUAAAAAUAAACAAAAAAGUUCAUAUAAAUGUAUGCCCUAGCUUCAUUUCAGAGAUACUGGGUGUAAAAAUUUAAUUUUUAUUUCGUUUUUUUUUCAAAUAAUUUCUGAACUAACGUCUAUAUAGGUAUGUAUAAAAAUUAGUGUCUGGGUAUUCUUCGAUAUCAGAAAUUUGAUUUCAUUAUUAGUAUAAUUGUAGGGGGCGCUACUAACUGUUUUUUUGAAGAGUAAUUAAGUUUUCGACUAUUAUUUGUAUUACAUUCCUGAGAGAAAAAAUAUACAUUUCCGCCGUUUUUUACGUUAUAAAGGGGAAUCUUGGUAAAAAUAGCUAAGGGCAAAAUCGCUAUGGGGAUCAAGAUAUUUGAAAUUGAAAUAAUCAUGUUGACUAGAUAGUUACUAGACUGAAAUAAUAAAUUUCAACAUCUUUUUAGUGCCAAACUGUUUUAUCAUAUUUUUUUCUAUAAAAAGUUAUGAUUAAUUUAAAAAUAAAAUGUUUCCAAAUUUAUCAUUUCAGUGAAAUAAAUAUCUAGUCAACAUAUUUAUUUUUUGUCAAUGAUGACAUAUAUUGAUUUGCUGGUAAAUUUAUACGAACUUUUUUUACUUAUUUUUAUCUGCAGAAUAUGUUGGUGAAAUUUCCCAAUAAUAAUUCGGAGUACCCUGUAUAUUGAAAAAGAAAAAUUAAUAACAUCACUUAAAUGAAAAAUAUCAUUCAAACGUUAUUUAUUGUAGAGUAUCUAAUAUAUACAUAUGAAUUUAAAUAUUUUAGUUUAAUUUGUAGAUUAUCUUUAUUGUGAUUGAAAUGUGUUUCAAUUUGAAUGCGUGCAAGUUUGAACGUAAUUUUUUGAACUAAUUUUUGUGUUAACUAAUACUUAAUAAAAUAUAGAAUAUAUGUCAUAAAAUAAAAUAUAGUAAUUUUUAGUUAAAUUUAGGUUUCUUUGGAUUGUUUUAAAUUAAUCUAUUAUUUUGUAUUUCAGCAUUUUUGAUCAUCUAAAUUGAAUUUGCGGUUGAAAAUAAAGCAAGCCAUAUAUUGCUAGCAUAUAAAUAUAGAGGCCAUACAAGAUAAUACUUAAAAUAUUAACUGAUUUUUAUUUUUUAAUUUGUUAUAUCGCCUAUGUGCCUUAAACUAAACGUGCCAAAAGGCAAAUUUUUGUGAUUUGUGUUUGUUAAUCAUUUUUUAUUUAAGCUUCUUUCUAUUUAAAUGGUCUAAAAAAUUUAAUCUUCGAUCUUAAAACAUCUAAAAUGGAUAACCAAUAUAAUAGAAAGUAGCUUUUGUUAUAUUUUUUUGUUCUUUUUAUGUGCUUAUUCUGUACUAUAAAGAUAUUUGAGAUUUUAUUUUGUUACUUAACAGAUUUUAUUUUCAUUUAUUUUAUUUUCAAAUAGACUAUUUUGUUAUUAUACUAGUCAGAAGAGGUGUUGUUAUUGGACAAUAUGUAAAAUAGUUUAUUAAUUUCAAGAAAUAAGUAAAAUUCGUUCUAUUGUUUUAUAUAGAUAAAAUAAAAGAGCUGUGUAGAUAGAAGAUGUUUACCUUUAAGUUGACAUCAUUUUACGUUUGUUCUUUAAAAUUGAAAUAAAAAUUGAUAUAUAAUAUA
Molecule: messenger RNA, 6315 nt
Organism: Sitophilus oryzae (rice weevil)
Lineage: Eukaryota; Metazoa; Arthropoda; Insecta; Coleoptera; Curculionidae
Product: zinc finger and BTB domain-containing protein 24-like
Exons: 3
Coding region: 138-2138 (666 amino acids)
Biological process (GO): regulation of transcription by RNA polymerase II
Cellular component (GO): nucleus
Molecular function (GO): DNA-binding transcription factor activity, RNA polymerase II-specific; RNA polymerase II cis-regulatory region sequence-specific DNA binding
Source: RefSeq, a predicted model, not a curated record